Molecule: messenger RNA, 1047 nt
Organism: Canis lupus familiaris (dog)
Lineage: Eukaryota; Metazoa; Chordata; Mammalia; Carnivora; Canidae
Gene: OR5D14
Product: olfactory receptor family 5 subfamily D member 14
Biological process (GO): G protein-coupled receptor signaling pathway; sensory perception of smell
Cellular component (GO): membrane
Molecular function (GO): odorant binding; olfactory receptor activity; G protein-coupled receptor activity
Source: RefSeq, a predicted model, not a curated record
AUGUCAUGCCUUUUUGUCACUAACUCCACAAAACUUCUCUUUGACGGAAGCAACCUCUUCCCCGACACCCCCCUCCCCAACCCCCAAUCUCCUUUCAAGGGCACUGUGGUGAUGGCUGUAAGAAAUCUGAGUGUGGAGAUGACCUUUGCCCUCUUGGGUUUCGCGGAUUACCCAGAGCUUCAGAUUCCUCUCUUCCUCUUGUUUCUGAUCAUGUACAUUAUCACCGUGGUAGGAAAUCUUGGGAUGAUAGUAAUCAUCAAGAUUAACCCCAAAUUUCACACUCCCAUGUACUUUUUCCUCAGCCACCUUUCUUUUGUUGAUUUUUGUUACUCUUCCAUCGUUACUCCCAAGCUGCUUGAGAACCUGGUCAUGGAGGAUAAAAACAUCUUCUACUUUAGCUGCAUGUUGCAGUACUUCUUGUCCUGCACUGCUGUGGUGACGGAAUCCUUCCUGCUGGCAGUGAUGGCCUAUGAUCGCUUUGUGGCCAUUUGCAACCCUCUGCUUUAUUCAGUGGUCAUGUCGCAGAGGCUCUGUGCCCUGCUGGUGUCUGGGUCGUAUCUCUGGGGUAUGUUUGGUCCCUUGGUACUCCUCUGCUAUGCUCUCCAGCUAAACUUUUCUGGACAUAACACAAUCAACCAUUUUUUCUGUGAAUACACAGCUCUCAUUGCUGUCUCCAGCUCAGACAUACUCAUUCCCCACCUGCUGCUUUUGGUUGCCACUUUCAAUGAGGUGAGUACACUGCUGAUCAUCCUCACUUCAUACACUUUUAUAUUCGUGACUGUACUAAAUAUCCAUUCUGCCAGUGGGCGUCGCAAAGCCUUCUCCACCUGUGCCUCCCACCUGACUGCCAUUACCAUCUUCCACGGGACCAUCCUUUCCCUCUACUGUGUGCCCAACUCCAAAAACUCCAGGCAAACUGUCAAAGUGGCCUCUGUAUUUUAUACAGUGGUCAACCCUAUGCUGAACCCUCUGAUCUACAGCCUGAGGAAUAAAGAUGUGAAAGAUGCCCUCCGGAAAUUAAUAGACACAAAAGUCCCAUUCCACUGA